AUGGUGAAAACGUCAGAAACAUCUCUUUACAAAGUUUAUGAAACAUCACAGAUUUUGUUACGAGUUUCUGUGACAACAUCUGAAGUUAAACUUGUUACGAAACAUUUGAAGCCUUCCCUAAACUCUUCUCAAACUGAAUUUAGGCCACAACACUCUCAAAACGCAUUGCAUUCAAUAAAAUGCAGUUGUGUGAACACAUCAAGCAAGACAAGACAAGACACAACACAAUGA
This is a messenger RNA of Clunio marinus, 231 nucleotides long. The record is from the annotation of a GenBank genome assembly. Lineage: Eukaryota; Metazoa; Arthropoda; Insecta; Diptera; Chironomidae.